Molecule: messenger RNA, 1267 nt
Organism: Hordeum vulgare subsp. vulgare (domesticated barley)
Lineage: Eukaryota; Viridiplantae; Streptophyta; Magnoliopsida; Poales; Poaceae
Product: ethylene-responsive transcription factor ERF109-like
Exons: 1
Coding region: 96-659 (187 amino acids)
Biological process (GO): ethylene-activated signaling pathway; regulation of DNA-templated transcription
Molecular function (GO): DNA-binding transcription factor activity; DNA binding
Source: RefSeq, a predicted model, not a curated record
CGGAGCGCUAGAGCUCAACCCACACAGCGCCCUCCUCUCCGCCGUACGUCGUUCUCUUCUCCGAGGAGACGCCAAACUUUCUUGCUGCACCCGCCAUGGCACCGAGGCUGGAGCGCGGCUUCCAUCUCCCGAACUCGGAGCGGGAGGACUCCCUCUUCCUCCGCGCCCUCAUCUCCGUCGUGAACGGGGACGCCGUCGUCCCCAGGCUGCACCACCUCGAGCCGUCGUCCACGCCGCGGUUAUUUGCAGCUGCGUGCGCCAGCUGCGGCGUGGACGGGUGCCUCGGCUGCGUAUUCGUCGCUGCGCCGGCGACGGCCGGCUCGAGCAGCGAGGGCGAAGGGUGCUCCGCCGCGAGCUUCGUGAAGGAUGGCGGCGUCGGGAAGAUCACGCGGAGGAGGAGGCGGAGCAAGUUCAGGGGCGUGAGGCAGCGGUCGUGGGGGAAGUGGGCGGCGGAGAUCCGCGACCCGCGCCGCGCCGCGCGCAAGUGGCUAGGCACCUACGACACCGCCGUGGAUGCCGCCCGCGCCUACGAUCUCGCGGCGCUCGAGUUCCGUGGCCACCGCGCCACGCUCAACUUCCCAGACGCGGCCGCAUCGCCGUCGUCGUCGGCGGCGUCGGCUUCUGUUUCUGAUUCUUCUUGGGCGGCUGCGCGGUCGUAGAACUUGCCGUUGCCGGGCAGCCCUCGCGAGAACGGCGGGUCAAAAUGUGUCGUCGCCGGCACAUGGAAGAUGGAAGACGGGAGUAGGUAGGACAGGUGGCGAGGGAGCAGAAGAUCAUGAUGCUGGAUGAUGGCAAAACUUCGUGAUCCAUGUGGUGGAUGAUUUAUUCGUUUCUUCUCUUCGCGUUUUUUCAAAGAAUGUUGGGUAAGCAAGGCGACCUGUAGUCGGUGCAAUGGCCGCCAAAGCCAGAUCACUGUUGGCCCAAACCACCUCGUCAAGGACUUUCCGACGACACGGUACCACCGACGAUGAAAGACGAUGACAAAACAAAGCAACUUGCUGACGAACUCGGUGAAGUGCUUUACGUCGAGACGCACCGUACAAAGCCGAUGCACCGCAGUGCAAAGCAGCUCGCCGAUCUCCCAGGCUAAACACGUACGUACGCAACAGCCUUUGGGCGCACACACAGGAGACUUCGGCUGAUUGCCACACGUACGUGAUGAUUUUUCUUUUAUUGUUUCUCACGAUCUUGCUAUAAGGCUGCGGGAUACAGGCAUAUUUAUCUCUCCCUAAUAAUAAAGCAAAUAGGGUUUCUGUUCGUCCGUCGU